ACUGGCCUCAUCUGUGGUGGUCUGGUGGCUCUUUGAGGCUGGUGCGGAACGCAAGUUUGUAGUUAUCUACUACAUACCUACACUACCUUAAACAGUGUUUAUUUGUUUGUUUGAAAGUGUAAUCUCCGGGCCGAAUUGAAUAAUUCUUUGAAUGUGUAGCAUUAUUUGGUAAAACUUCAAUCUCCCGUAGGUACUUAAAAGAACAUACAUUUUUCAUAACAACAGAGUGGUAGCAGAGAUAACAAUCCUACGCAACAGGAUGUGUGUGUGUUUUUGAUUGAUAAUAGACCUCUGAUUUGAUAGCAAAUGCAAUGUUACGCCUGAUAUUCUGUAAACGAGUACAUAUAAAUUUUACUACCUACCCUUUUUUCUUUGCACUGGCGCUAGACAUGUGCAAUCAGCCUAGUUUCGCUCAUCAAACGACUGUUUAAAAGUACAUGAUGCUAGUGCAUUGUCGGCGCGAAUAUAUGGCGAUAUUCAACAUCUGAUGACAAGGUUACAAAUGCUGCAAGUGCUUGCACAUUGGAUACGGUGCUCGAGUAUGUGGUCAACGCGAUGUCUUGGAAUGUUCGGGUCACCUGUAGCCGACAAUUUGGAAACAGGCUAUCAUUGAUAAAAUUCUUCUUCUUUAUCAGCUGCACCAAUUUAUUUGCUUUCUUAUUCUGGUCCCAAGAAACAUAUAGACAACAUCAGUCGUCUUCCACUGAGAGUUUGGUUCAAGAGGCGAUCACAAAUGUCGGUCAUGAUUACAGAUAUACGGACUUAUACAGAAAGGUGAAUACCCUACCCGAAGAUUUUAAAUAUAUUCUAUUAUGGACUGAGAAAGACUACGCUCCUUUCUACUUCUACGGCGAAGGACAAAUAGCAUUUCUCAAAAACAAAUGUCAGGAGACUAAAUGCUACGUAGUCGCCGAUAGAAAUUUCUUUGGAGGUAACUUGACCAGGUUUGACGCAAUCGCUUUCAAUGGACGGAACAUGAACUCAAAAGACUUACCCAAGACCAGGUCUCGCCAUCAGCAGUACGUAUACUUUAACACGGAGUCAGCCGAUAACUAUCCCGUAUGUAAUAAAGUAUUUAACAGAUAUUUUAAUUGGACUUCUAGUUAUAGAAUUGAUUCCGAUAUUCCAUUUGGUUAUAUACUAAUCAAGAACAAACUAGGUGAUAUUGUUGGUCCAAACAAAAAAAUGUCAUGGGUGAAGACGCCAAAAUAUUUAGACGAGGAGUAUAUUGAUAUGAAUAGGAUAAGAAAUAAAACUAAAGCCGCGGCUUGGUUUGUGUCCAACUGUCGAAGUAGAAGCGGCCGACUUAGUUAUGUCAAAGCAUUAAAGAAUGCGUUGAAACCCUUCAAUUUAACAGUGGAUAUCUAUGGCAAAUGUGGCAAAUUAAAAUGUUCUAAAACACAUACAACUAAUUGCAGUGAAUUGUUGCAAAAGGACUACUAUUUCUAUAUGUCGAUGGAGAACUCUUUCGCUGAAGAUUAUGUGACGGAAAAAUUACUGACGGCGUUACGUAAUGAUGUUGUUCCCAUAGUCUACGGAGGAGCAGAUUAUAAUAGAUUUCUUCCACCAGGAUCUUACAUCGACGCCACGAAACACCAUGUUAUAAAAUUAGCAGCCAUGAUCAACGAUGCAAUGCAUUCCCCCAAGUUAUACAAUCAGUAUUUUUGGUGGAAAAAAUUUUACACAUACGAUACUCCCUCUAAAGAAAACAUUUGCGCAUUAUGUACAGCUCUCCAUAAUAAAACCAUGAUAAAGAAAAAUAAGAUUUAUGAUGAUUUUCGAAGUUGGUGGUACCCUGCAUAUGCAAAACGUUGCCAUUAAUUUGCCUAGUCAAGUGCGGUGUGAAGGUGAUUCCAAAAUACAAUAUAACUCGACCAGACUAGAGUACGCCACUAUACGAAAUUUUUCUCCCUAUUGUUCAUCAUCUACAAUACUUAUCAGUCUUAUUACCACUACUCUAAUUCAGUGAAGUGUCCAACUUCCAAGAGGUCGACUGCACAACUGUGUGCUGAAUGGAAUAGAGUUUUACAUUUUUUGCAUAAAGCAUCGACAUGGUAGACGGAUGGCCUAUAAUAGUAUGCCAUGUCACUCGACAGGUUGCUUCGAGCCCCGCGGGCAGAACUGAGACCCGCGUAACGGGGCUCCCUUGUCUUAGACAAGUUUGUACAGCUCUAAAACGUAUCCAAAAAUAUUUUU
Molecule: messenger RNA, 2196 nt
Organism: Spodoptera litura
Lineage: Eukaryota; Metazoa; Arthropoda; Insecta; Lepidoptera; Noctuidae
Source: RefSeq, a predicted model, not a curated record